This is a messenger RNA of Erythranthe guttata (spotted monkey flower), 1630 nucleotides long. Its product is annotated as alcohol dehydrogenase 1. Lineage: Eukaryota; Viridiplantae; Streptophyta; Magnoliopsida; Lamiales; Phrymaceae. The record is from RefSeq and is a predicted model, not a curated record. Gene Ontology annotation, biological process: formaldehyde catabolic process. Gene Ontology annotation, cellular component: cytosol. Gene Ontology annotation, molecular function: zinc ion binding; S-(hydroxymethyl)glutathione dehydrogenase [NAD(P)+] activity; alcohol dehydrogenase (NAD+) activity.
AAAUGGGAGGGCUUGUAGAGCAAGAAAGUGACACGUUGGUUGAAGGUAAGAAUGAAUUUGCCAAAUGUGAGUGCUUUUCUCUUCUCUUCUCUUCUCUUCUCUGGCGGUGGAUGGAUGGAUGGAUAUGUUCCACUUUGCUCUCUAUAUAUACAUAUAUGUGUGUGUAUGUAUAUGUAUAUGUAUCUCAGCUCCACGGUGUUUAUCAAUUACACACACUGACACACAAAUACACACAAAGUGAUCGGUGAGAAAAUGUCGAGCACUGAAGGUCAAGUUAUUCGCUGCAAAGCGGCGGUGUCAUGGGAGGCCGGGAAGCCUCUGGUGAUUGAAGAAGUGGAGGUGGCGCCGCCGCAGAAAAUGGAAGUUCGUGUGAAGAUCCUCUUCACCUCCCUCUGCCACACCGAUGUUUACUUCUGGGAAGCUAAGGGACAAACCCCUCUGUUUCCUCGUAUAUUCGGCCAUGAAGCUGGAGGAAUUGUGGAGAGUGUAGGAGAAGGUGUGACGGAUCUGAAACCGGGCGACCAUGUUCUUCCGGUGUUCACCGGAGAGUGCAAGGAGUGCCGCCACUGUAAAUCGUCGGAAAGCAACAUGUGCGAUCUCUUGAGAAUAAACACAGAGAGAGGUGCCAUGAUUGAAGAUGGCAAAACCAGGUUCUCUAAAGAUGGCAAACCAAUCCACCAUUUCUUGGGAACUUCGACUUUCAGCGAAUACACAGUCGUCCACGUUGGCUGUCUUGCCAAGAUCAAUCCAUCCGCCCCACUCGACAUUGUUUGUGUCCUCAGCUGUGGAAUAUCAACCGGACUUGGUGCCACUUUGAAUGUUGCGAAACCGACUAAGGGAUCGACUGUUGCCAUUUUCGGAUUGGGAGCUGUUGGGCUUGCUGCUGCGGAAGGGGCUCGAAUCUCAGGGGCGACGAGGAUUAUAGGGGUUGAUUUAAACCCGAGUCGUUUCAAUGAAGCAAAGAAAUUCGGUGUGACGGAGUUUGUGAAUCCAAAGAAUUAUGACAAGCCUGUUCAAGAGGUGAUUGCUGAGAUGACCGAUGGUGGAGUUGACCGUAGCAUCGAGUGCACGGGAAAUGUUAAUGCAAUGAUAUCGGCAUUCGAAUGUGUUCAUGAUGGUUGGGGAGUGGCGGUGCUUGUGGGAGUGCCGAACAAGGACGAUGCAUUCAAGACUCAUCCGGUAAAUUUGCUGAACGAGAGGACUCUCAAAGGAACAUUUUUCGGCAAUUACAAGCCGAGGAGCGAUAUCCCAAAUGUCGUCGAAAAGUAUAUGAACAAGGAGCUGGAGCUGGAUCCCAUUCUCGGAGAUAAACAAAGCUUUUGAUUACAUGCUCAAAGGGGAGUCUCUUCGUUGCAUUAUCACCAUGGAUAAUAAUAAUAAUAAUAAUUAACUCAUCAAGGAAGGAACACUUUGUUAAUUAAUUAAUUAAUCAUGUAUGUUAGCCCUAAUAGUAAUUUGAUCUAGUAUUUUAAUAAUAGUUCGAAUUUUCAUGUUGUUGUUCAAUUAUAAUUACUACUUACCUAUUUUGUUAUAUGAUUAAUUAUUUUUCAAGCAGAGCUGAAGAGUAGGGUACAUUGGAUUUUUUGUUUAUUUUUCUAUUCUUAAUUAUUAAUAUAUGAAUCAUCCAAUA